AUGAGGGGAGCGUCCGAGAAAGUUCAGCGCCGGGGUCGGUCCUGGUGCAGACUGGUUUGGUCCGGUGCUCGCCAGACUCAGGGGUCAGCACCCUCCGUCCGCACUCCUGCAGGGGACGCUCUGCGGACGCACAGAGGCUCGCUCUCCGCCGCCCCUCAGGCCCCCACCCCUGCAGGUUCGCCGCCCCCUCUUGAGGGCUGGGCCGGCCUCCCCGGAAGCCGGGGCCGCGCGCGCCGCGGGAGCGGAAGUAAAGAGGCGUCAGCGAGGGAGGCAGGAAGGGGAAGCUCCUCUCCAGACGCAGCUCUGUACCAGUUCUGGGACCCGACCCCUCCAGGGCGCACGGCCACCGUCUGCUCUCCCGGCCACCACCGUUUCUCUAGCUCGGCGGGCUCUCCGGAAGAAGCCCCGAGGCCCCGCCGUCCUCAGAAGUCCCGUCACCCGCCCGACGGCUUCCCGGCGACGGCGGCUACCGUGCAGACGGGUCCGUGCGGGUGCUUCACGGCGGCGGAGUCCCGUCCGCUCGGCCCGCUCUUCCGUCUCGCGCGCGGGGGCGCACCGAGGGCAGCGGCGCCGGGCGGGGCUGUCCGGUGGCGCGCGCCCCCGUCGGUGCCGCGUCUGACUUCAGACGGGCGCCCGAGAGCGGCCCCGAGGUCCCGGCUGCGGGACCAGCUUUCGCGCGCCCGCAGCGGCCCUCGCGUCGGGAGGCUCGUGCGCGCUCGGGAGGAGCGCGCUCCCGCGUGUCCGGACGCCGCGCCCCACGCCCGGGGCCGCCGUUCCCCGGGGACGGGAGCGGGAGCGGGGACGUGCCCUGAGGCUGGCCAGGCCGCGCGACUGUACGACAAGCACACGGGCCGACGUUUAUUUGGUUCCUUUCCGAAGUCACUUCCGUGCCCCAGUGUGAACUUUAGCCGCCGCAGCCCAGGGCGGCACCCUCCGGCCCCGAACGAGCACUCGCGGAGCAUCUCCCGGACGGACAGUAAUCCCCGCUGGGCCUGGCGCCAGCAAAAAGGCUUGACCGGAGUAGGGCCCGUGCAAGGGGCGAGGUCCCGCGGCGAGGAGCCCCGGCGGAGGACGCCGUUGGCGGGGACGGCUCGGGGUGCGGGGCCCCCGCGCGCAGGCGGGCGCCGCAGACGUGGCCACGCGACCGGGAGCUCGGGGGAGGGCCGAGCCGUCGGGCCUGGCCCGGUCAGGGCGUGCGCGGGGCGGACGAGGAGGCCCAGGCACGAGGGAAACCUCGGGCGCGGCUCCACGGACGAUGCGCGCGGGCCCUCCUCCGCGGCGCGGCGGCGGGAGAAGCUGCCGCAGGGCGGAGCCGGGCGGGGACGGGGCCCGGGCCGAGCCGGCCGCCCGGGAUCGCGAGGAGGGCGCCGCCGUCGCCCCCCCCCCCCCCUCGGCCGGCCGGCCGCCGCCAACCCCAAGUCUCGCGCUUCCCAGACAUCUCGCGAUGCCGUCCGCUAGGCGUCUCGGCUCCCUUGUAAAUCUGCGCCAGAUCGCUCGGCUUUCAGAAGGUAUCGCGGUACUUUCGCUUUUGCUAUUUUCGGUGUUUUAACAGCCCCUGUAAGAAAAUUUUAAGUCCGUUUUUAAUACUGUAGGUUGGUAAGACCUCUCUUCCUGCUGCUCCGAUCGGCGUAGUUGUGUAGGAAAUUAGGGGGAGGAGGAAAAAAAUGAUGUGUCAGAAGUGGGAUUCGAACCCACGCCUCCAUUCGGAGACCAGAACCCCCAGCGCGGGGAAGCGGAGCUUGAGUCUGGCGCCUUAGACCACUCGGCCAUCCUGACACCCUGCGGAAGGCGGGAGAUUUUCCGCUAAAGUAGAUGUGGAGGAGCGCGCUUCUGUGACGUGCGCGCGUCGGAGGGAGCGCUGACGACAGAGGCGCCGCCGGCGGAGGACAGAGCCCCCUGUGGAUCGGCCGGGAACCUCGGCGGAGGAGCGCGGGUGCUGGGGCGCGAACGCGGACACGGCUUCCCGCGGCCGGACAGCGGCGGGCGCGCCUGGAGGACAGGGCGCCGGCUCUGAGCCCUCUGCUCGGCUCCCAGCCUCUCGCCCUCACCCGCGUCCCGGAGCGCCAGUGGUUUUCAUCUGACGAGAGAGGAACGACAGCACACGGAACAGAAGCCCCCAAUUCCGUGGCACGGCCCCCGCCUCCCCACGAGGGCCCCGCACUGGUCCGGGAGUUUGCUGGGCUCCGAAAGCGCCUGCGCCCGGGCGCACGUCUGCAGGGGCAGGGGCAGGGGCAGGGGCAGCGGAGGGUACAGGAGCGGGAGGAGGGGCAGGGGCAGGGGCAGGGCGAGGCAGGGGCGGGCAGCGGCGGGGGCCCUACUCCCGGUCCUGGGGCCGCUCUUGGCCGCUCGGAGCCGAGCCACGCGUCCGCUGUCGGGUCUGGGACACCGGUGGCCCCGCGCCACACCGCCCGACGGAGGCUUUCCCCGCUUUGUCAGCUGUCCUCCCGCGGGACGGAGAGCCCCUGGGGGUCCGGGACACUGCGCAGAAGAAACCCCCGCAGGCCUGCUGCCGGCCCAGGACGCGGCCUGCGUGCGAGGCAGGGGCUCAAUAGAUGGAUCCGACCACUUGUUUCGGCCGCUCUGCUUUGGGCUAAUAGAGACGGAUUUGAGAAUGUUAAGUACAUUUUGUCCCGGUGGGUUAUUUUCUGUAUUGACACAAAAACGUUUUUCUUUCUGUAAGGCAAAGGUUAGGUCUCUUUUCUUCAUGAAAAGAGAAAUAAUUUGAGUUUUGGUAGCCCUAGCUUAGAUUUCCAGAUUGCCCUGGGCAACUUAAUUUACAUUUUCGCAAUCUGUGGAGAUAACUAAAAGCCCAGUUAAGUAUUUUAUAAUUUGAGGCCACUUAAGCCAUGCUUGGGAUGCUGUUUGAAAGAAAGAAAAAUACACUUCACAUAUUUCUGCACCUUCACCUUUGCUCCUAAAUAAACCCGUGGAUGAUCUGAUGAGGGGUAAACGGACAUAUUUCGUGUACACGCAUACCAAGGACAUACUCGUGGCCGAAGUGAGGUGAUAAUGUUGUGCAAAGGAUAGUCGUCACCAACUCAUUUCUUUAGGGUCCUUAAUGAAAUAAACAUCUUGUAUACUGUUAAUUCCGUAAACAGAUGCAUGUUCAAAAUCUCCAUCAUGAUCUUGUAAUCUUAAUAUAUUUUAGAUAUUUUAAUUUUUUCCCUCUUGGGGAAUACAUUCAGUAUAGUGUAGAAAGGACUUAAUGACAUUUUCCUACAUAAACAUAAAAUUUAUUGUAGAUAAUUCUUUAAACCAGACAUUUUAAUCUAGGACUUCAGUUUAAUCUAUUCCUUGAAUCUAUUUUUAUGUAGCCCUUAAAAACAUAUCCAAAAACCCAUUACUAAUAUAGCGAUAAAAAUACUUUGGGUAUUGCAGUGUUUAUAUAUAAAAUUGCAAACUUGAAUUCAUAUUCUUUUCUGUAAUAUGUUAUACUAAAAUCAAAAUGCUUUUGCACCAUUUUUUAAAACAAUAUUUUCUUUUGAUGUUGGUACCAUAUUUACUGUAAAUGCUGCUCUGGGAGUUAGACAUUUUGUUAGUGAAGAUACAGCCAGAACACUAAAUUAUGGGUAAAAAAUUCAGACUAGGUGGCAUAGGUAAGUAUUUUUAGGCUUCAUUCAGAAUUUAAUUAUCAUACGAUGCAAUUUUUUCUGGAAAGGAAAAAACAUGGUUUGUUUUUCAUUGUUAGGUUGUAUUUUUCUGUAGGAAAGAGGAAUUUUUUGGUCCAUGUUGUAAGCCUCAUUCAUACUUCAAUUUUAAAGUUGUCUUGUGUGUAUUUAUAGCAAAUAGACGACUUUGAGAUUGGAGUCUCCUAAGAGUUUGAUUUGCUCAUUUUUCCCUAAAAUAAAUACUGUCUUUCAAAAAGAAGGGAAGGAAGGAAGGAAGGAAGGAAGGAAGGAAGGAAGGAAGGAAGGAAAAGAGAGGAAAUGGUAGUGAGGAAGACAGGAAACAAUGGUUUCCUAAUUUCCCUCCCUCAAAGAUGUGAGAUUUGCUGUACUGUCUUCCAUAAGCUAUAGUUCUGUAGGAAGGAAGUUACCCCAGAAGUGAUUCUAGAGGUGGCAGUUGUAACCUCUUUAAAAUGUGUAAUUACUACUGCUUUUCUAAUUGCAAGCUACUGCAGAUACCCCAUAUCAAACCGCUACAAUUGAACAUCGCAUAAUUUCUAACUUCUCUCUUGUCAGCAACACUCUAAAGAACAUUCUUAUGUAGAUAAUUAUUUUCAAAUACCUAUAAUUAUUUCCUUAAAAAUUUCUAGAAGUAAAAUCCCUAAAGUUUAUCCAGUUUUAAAAGCUUUUGAUACGUACUGUCCAACUGCCUACCAGAAAAUCUGAAGCAAUCUAGAUAUCGCAAACCUGACCAACAAAGGGUACUAUGAUUAAACAACAAAACAUUUUAAUGGGUGAAAGGUGGAAAGGCGUUGUUCCAUAGCUUUAUUAGUGAGGUUCAACAUUCGUGUUUGCAGUUAAUUGCUUAUCAAAUUUUUAUUGAGGUGUUCAUCUUUCCUUAUUGAUUUGUGAAACUCAUUAUAUGAAAGAUAAACCCCGGUGAUAGUUUCUAUUUACCAAGAACACAGGCAGAAAUUCCUUUUGCUAUAUAUAUAUUUUUUAAAGAUUUUAUUUAUUUGAGAGAGAGAGAGAGAGAGCGCACAUGAGAGCGGGGAGGGUCAGAGGGAGAAGCAGACUCCC
Molecule: messenger RNA, 4685 nt
Organism: Zalophus californianus (California sea lion)
Lineage: Eukaryota; Metazoa; Chordata; Mammalia; Carnivora; Otariidae
Product: translation initiation factor IF-2-like
Exons: 4
Coding region: 1-1458 (485 amino acids)
Source: RefSeq, a predicted model, not a curated record